Messenger RNA from Bolinopsis microptera, 2284 nucleotides. RefSeq names its product actin, muscle-type-like. The transcript is spliced from 2 exons. NCBI's taxonomy places the organism in Eukaryota, Metazoa, Ctenophora, Tentaculata, Lobata, Bolinopsidae. The record is from RefSeq and is a predicted model, not a curated record. Bases 1 to 2256 code for a protein of 751 amino acids.
AUGGAUGAGGAUUCUCAGGAUGUAGCUGCCCUGGUCGUGGACAAUGGGUCUGGUAUGGUAAAGGCCGGCUUUGCCGGAGAUGACGCUCCCCGAGCUGUCUUUCCUUCCAUUGUUGGACGACCCAAACAUCAAGGUGUCAUGGUCGGCAUGGCACAGAAAGACUCCUACGUCGGAGACGAAGUCCAGAGCAAGAGAAGUAUCCUCAUGCUGAAGUACCCCAUAGAGCAUGGAAUUGUCACCAACUGGGAUGAUAUGGAGAAGAUCUGGCAUCACACCUUCUACAACGAGCUGAGAGUUGCCCCAGAGGACCACCCCAUCCUGCUGACUGAAGCUCCCAUGAACCCCAAAGCCAACAGAGAGAAGAUGACCCAGAUCAUGUUUGAGACCUUCAACACACCCGCCAUGUACGUCGCUGUCCAGGCUGUCCUGUCCCUGUUCGCUUCUGGCCGAGGCACUGGUGUCGUCCUGGAUUCUGGAGAUAGUGUCUCUCACACAGUCCCUAUCUAUGAAGGUAAUGCGCUCCCCCACGCUAUCCUCCGUAUUGAUCUUGCUGGACGUGAUCUUACCGGAUAUCUUAUAAAGAUCCUGACCGAGAGAGGUUAUGCUUUUACCGCCCCUGUCGAGAGGGAAAUCGUCAUUGAUGUGAAGGAGAAGCUUUGCUACGUCGCCAUGGACUUUGAGCAGGAGAUGCAGAUUGCUGCCAGCUCCAGUUCUCUCAGGAAGUCCUACGAACUUCCUGACGGACAGGUCAUCACCAUUGGAAACGAUCGAUUCAGGUGCCCAGAGGCCCUCUUCCAGCCUUCAGUGCUCGGUAUGGAAUCUGACGGUAUAGACGUGACUUGCUACAAAUCUAUUAUGAAGUGCGAUGUUGACAUCAGGAAGGAUUUGUACGCCAACAUUGUUCUCUCCGGAGGAACCACCAUGUUCCCAGGAAUCGCUGACAGGAUGCAGAAGGAAAUCACCGCCCUGGCUCCACCCACCAUGAAGAUCAAGAUCAUUGCUCCCCUAGAUAGAAAACACUCCGUCUGGAUUGGAGGAUCUAUCCUUGCUUCUAUGUCCACCUUCCAGCAGAUGUGGAUCUCCAAUGAGGAGUAUGAAGAAUCUGGACCCGGGAUUGUCCACAGGAAAUGCACCCAAUAUCUAACCAUGGAUGAGGAGGAUGAAGCUGUCCUGGUUGUGGACAAUGGGUCUGGUAUGGUAAAGGCCGGCCUUGCCGGAGAUGACGCUCCCCAAGCUGUCUUUCCUUCCAUUGUUGGACGAUCCAACAUGGGACAGAAAGACUCCUACGUCGGAGACGAAGCCCAGAGCAAGAGCCGUAUCCUCAGCCUGAAGUACCCCAUCGAGCAUGGAAUUGUCACCAACUGGGAUGAUAUGGAGAAGAUCUGGCAUCACACCUUUUACAACGAGCUGAAGGUUUCCCCAGAGGAACACCCCGUCAUUCUGACCGAAGCUCCCAUGAACCCCAAAGCCAACAGAGAGAAGAUGACCCAGAUCAUGUUCGAGACCUUCAACACACCCGCCAUGUACGUCGCUGUCCAGGCUGUCCUGUCCCUGUACGCUUCUGGCCGAGCCACUGGUGUCGUCCUGGAUUCUGGAGAUGGUGUCUCCCACACAGUUCCAAUCUCUGAAGGUUAUGCCCUCCCCCACGCCAUCCUCCGUAUUAAUCUUGCUGGACGUGAUCUUACCGAAUAUCUCAUGAAGAUCCUGGCCGAGAGAGGUUAUGCUUUUACCACCACCGCCGAGAGGGAAAUCGUCAGGGAUAUCAAGGAGAAGCUUUGCUACGUCGCCUUAGACUUUGACCAGGAGAUGCAGACUGCUGCCAGCUCCAGCUCUCUCGAAAAGUCAUACGAACUUCCUGACGGACAGGCCAUUACCAUUGGAAACGAGCGAUUCAGGUGCCCAGAGGCCCUCUUCCAGCCUUCAGUGCUCGGUAUGGAAUCUGACGGUAUAGACGUGACUUGCUACAACUCUAUCAUGAAGUGCGAUGUUGACAUCAGGAAGGAUUUGUACGCCAACAUUGUUCUCUCCGGAGGAACCACGAUGUUCCCAUCAAUCGCUGACAGGAUGGAGAAGGAUAUUACUGCCCUGGCUUCACCCACCAUGAAGAUUAAGAUCAUUGCACCUCCAGAGAGAAAAUACUCCGUCUGGAUUGGAGGAUCUAUCCUUGCUUCUCUGUCCACCUUCCAGGAGAUGUGCAUCUCCAAGGAGGAGUAUGACGAAUCUGGACCCGGGAUUGUCCACAGGAAAUGCACCUAAGUCUAAGGACAGGCCGAAUGAUUUAUUG